Molecule: messenger RNA, 625 nt
Organism: Rhinolophus ferrumequinum (greater horseshoe bat)
Lineage: Eukaryota; Metazoa; Chordata; Mammalia; Chiroptera; Rhinolophidae
Gene: KIF13A
Product: kinesin family member 13A
Exons: 3
Coding region: 85-243 (52 amino acids)
Biological process (GO): microtubule-based movement
Molecular function (GO): microtubule motor activity; microtubule binding; ATP binding
Source: RefSeq, a predicted model, not a curated record
CGGCCGCGCUCGGGGGGUGCGCGGCGGAGGCGGCGGCGGCGCGGCGCGUGAGGGGCCGCCUCGGUCCGAGUGGGCGCCGCCAAUAUGUCGGAUACCAAGGUAAAAGUUGCCGUCCGGGUCCGGCCCAUGAACCGAAGAGAACUGGAACUGAACACCAAAUGCGUGGUGGAGAUGGAAGGGAAUCAAACGGUCCUGCACCCUCCUCCUUCCAACACCAAACAGGGAGAAAGUCCUGGCGGCUAGAAGUCUGAAAUGAAGGUGUGGGUUGGGCUGGUUUCUUCCGAGGCCUCUCUCCUUGGCUGUAAACGGCUGUCCUCUCUCCUGUGUCUUUACAUGGUCAUCCCUCUGUGCGCGCUCUAAGCUCUUUUCUUAUCAAGACACCUGUCAUAUUGGAUUAGGUUCUACCCUAACAACUUUAUUGUAACUUAAUUACCUCUUUAAAGACAAAUGAUCUGAGGUACUGGGGUUAGGACUUACUUCAACAUAUGAAUGGGGGGUAGCAGGGGAACCACUUAAGCACAUAACAGCUAAGAUGCUUUUAGGUAAUUAGGGUUUCCCCAGAAGGUCACGGUCUUUGAUUUGAGAUUUGAAUGUCCUUGACGUCUCUUUCUUUAAUAUAAUUAGA